GUUUUAUGCGAUUGAUGUCACUAAUGUGACUAAUAAUGUUUUGAACUUUUUGUAAAAUGCGGGGGUCGGUUACACAGUAUGGCUUUUGCUGCGAUUUUGUAAACGCAUUAAUGCAAUAAUUGCUGAAAUGAGACAAAAUUGCACAUUGUAAAUCAUUUCUAUGUUCGUGAGUUGGUCAGCUGAUGAUUUUAUUGGGAUCAUCUCAUACAUUGACAAGUUAUAAUCUUACGUUAUAUUCUUAUUAUAAUCUCCAACGUUAAGCGUCCUAAUGUUUACAAAUUUGUGGGAGACCUGUUAAAAAUGUCCAAGCUUUUAAAUUUGGUUAUACUAAUUUACUCUACUGCUGUUGUGCCUUUGCCAAGCAGACACAUAUUUGCAUUUGUAUUUGUUAGUGUUAAUAAUACAGCUGGUACUCUGUGCCAGUUUCCUGGAGUAAUCAGUUCUGUGGCUAACCACCAAGCAGUGUGAGUUUGUGAAUAAAACAGUCUGUAUAAGAUUUCGCUGAGGUUUUUUUUGUUGUUUUUUUUUUUCGAUCGUUGCAGCCCAAAAUGCUUGAUUUUGCCGUGGCUUUUUUUUUUUUUCCCAAAAUUUGUGAUGCAACUUGCAGAGAUUUUUGUGAGAAUGAGACCUUUUCGCUGUACUCAUGUCUGAUGCACAUGAAUCGAAGAGGGCUUUGGCUGAAUGUGUGUUGUGAUGAUGUCAUACGCAUCUUGGUGCAAAUCUGCGGAAAAUCUGCAGUAAUUUUGAAAAAUUGCAAACUCCUCCAAAUAUUGCGGAGUUUGCUUGAUUUUGCGUUCAUUACUGCGAUCGCGAAAUCGUGAAAUUCUGGAGGGACUGAUAAGAGAACAAGUGUUUGGUUUUUAUGAUGCUUUGUGGUCAAGCAACUUCCUCACCACCACAUUACUUUUUACAUUGAAAUACUUUCACAAACAUUUGAGCUACUUCCUAGCUUACUUAUUUUUAGCUACUUCCACUUUUCACCUAAGUAGCCUAUAAUGUCUCUGUGCAGAGAUUCAAGCUAUAAAAGCAAGUUAUUCCAUAUGUAAUCAUUUCCUUAAAUGACUACUACUUCUUUUUGACUGUUUUGUCAAACCGUAAAUAGUUUGUUUGUGGUGCGAUGAUCAAAGAAUUUUUCUUUCUAUAAGUAAUAAAAUUCUUUUCUCUUUUAUGUGUCUUCAGAAAAUCUUCCUACUUCAUGAAACACGUUUUGAUAUGCAAAUGUACGUAGCUAUGUUUCCAUCCAAGUUGCGAAUUUAACUUAUGCAAAAAAUUUGAAUAUCGCAUAAAACAUUUGGGAAUAAAAUGUUUCCAUCCCACGUGUUCAAGAGCACAAAAUCGUCACUUGCGGGGAAACUCGCUCAUCUCGCUCUCCGCCACUUUUACUUUUCUGAAACCAUUUUCUAAUCACAUGAUUUGUUCACGCACAACUUCAGUCUGACGACUUUUUUUUUGAUGCGCAACGAGGAAUUUAUUCAGUAAACGUGUUUCCAUCAUAGUUUAUGAGCAUGUCUUCUCAUCGAAUAAAAUUUUUAUAUCCACCCCAGUUGAGCGCAUACGUUGUUUAUUUGCACGUUGGAUAUUUUAUUCGCAUCAGAUGUUUCUAUAUAGAUUUUUCUUUUUAGUUUUUUUUUUUUUUAAUGCGGUAUCCCAAAAUGCGCAGAAAAAUACGUGGAUGUAAACACAGCUUGUGACGAUUGAAUAAAUAUGCAAAUGACACUGUUGCAUCAUCCGGUGACGUUCUGAACAUGCAUUAGGUACUUCCCCCUGAUAAAGACUUGCCAGCACUGAUGAGGAGUGUUUUCUUCUUCUUCUUCUUCUUCUUCUUCACUGAAAACAAAGCAAACAUAUCAUAGCAUACAAUAGUACAAAACAAAGUGUGGCAUUAAUUGGUAACAGUGGAUCUGGAAAUUAUAUUAUAAUAUUUUAAACAUAUUAAUGACACUUUUCUUUCUUUUCUUUUUUUUUUUUUAAAAAACAAUUUCAGAGAACAUAUAAAACAAUCAAAAAUUCCAAUAUAAACACCCUAAAGAUUGGGGAUAAAUAAACAUACUUUUGUUUAUGUAUAUAAAAUUUUGCCAUUAGUAUAAAUAAAUGAACACUGUAUUCAGGACCUUUGUUAACAAUGCUUUGAUAAUACACAAUGAUAUCCUUUAAUGUAAAAUAGUAUUUAAGCUUUACUAAAUGAAAUCUCAUGAGGAGGGUUAGUAAAUCGUCUGCAUGGCCCUUUAAAGCCCAGGUCCUGCCUCCUGUUGUUCCUCUGUUCCUCAGGGACUCAGUUUACCUGUCGGCAGGUACAGGACGGAAACUUGUUUUGGACCAGAGCAAAUAUGAGGCGAAAUAGGUGUUUUAUAUCCUUCAAAAAUCACUCACACACUGGGAUAUAAGAAGCAGAAAAGUAGCUUUGUGCUGAAACUCUUGGAUGAAGAGGAUGUCGGGAGGAGGGAGCGCGAGCCCCACGAAGACGCAGCUGGUGAGCGCGAUUCAGCUGCAGGAGCGCGAGGAGGAGGAGCGCGAGACUGCUGCUGCUGCUGCUAAACCUGUCCCUAAACCUGUCCGAAAACCUGUCGAGGAAGCCAAUGAUCAGAAAUAUUACAGCGUGGAGGAAGCUGUGGAAAGCAUCGGCUUCGGGCGCUUUCACAUACUACUCUUUGUUAUUAUGGGCAGUGCCAAUAUUGUAGAGGCGAUGGAGAUCAUGUUGUUGGCUGUGGUGUCUCCUGAGAUCAGAUGUGAGUGGCAUCUGGAGGAUUGGCAGGUGGCCCUGGUCUCCACGAUGGUGUUCCUGGGCUUCAUGUUAUGCGGGGUCCUGUGUGGAUAUGUGGCGGAUACAUACGGCCGCUGGAAGGUGGUGUUCGGGGGCUUCGUGUGGGCCGCAUAUUUCUCUGCGCUCACGUCAUUCGCACCAUCCUACGGCUGGUUUAUUUUCCUGCGCAGCAUGGUGGGCUGUGGAGUAGCAGCCACGUCACAAGGGUUUGUUCUGAAGACGGAAUUCAUUCCUGCUAAAUACCGAGGCUCUCUGCUGCCCCUGGCCUCCAUUUUCUGGAUGCUGGGAUCGUUGCUCAUCAUCGUUCUGGGGAUGACUGUGGUGCCCACGAUGGGUUGGCGCUGGAUGAUCCGCUUCUCCAUCAUCCCCAGCGUUGUACUACUCGUCCUCUUCCAGUUUAUCCCUGAGUCAGCGAGGUUCCAGGUCUCGGCAGGGAAUGUAAAAGGAGCUGUUGCCACUUUAAAAUGGAUCGCUAAGAUGAAUGGAGUGAGCUUGCCUGAGGGGGAACUACGGGAACCUAUAGUGACAGAGAGAGGAAAUGCUGCCACUCUGGUUAGUCGAGCUUUCCUUAGGACAUCUCUGCUGUUGUGGUAUUCAUGGUUUGUGGCGUCUUUCUCCUAUUACGGCUCUGUGCUGGGCAGCUCCGAGCUCCUGGAGAAGAACCUGCUCUGUGUGACCGACGCCGACGCAGAACACGACAUCAAACACAACCAGGACACGACGCUGUGUUACUGCAUCCCAUUCAACAUGGCCGACUACCAGACCCUCCUCAUCAGCUGCCUGGGAGAGGUGGCACUGAUCCCACUGAACAUCGGCCUGUUGCACGUCAUGGGCCGAAAGUUCAGCAUGGUCGUCCUGCAGGUCCUCUCGGCCAUCUUCUUCAUGCUGAUGAAUAUCUGCACCACCAUGUUUGGUUUCACAGUGUUGCUCUUCCUGCUGCGUUCACUGGUCUCCAUGAAUUUUAAUGUGGUUUAUAUUUAUACUGCAGAGGUUUACCCUACAGCAGUGCGCUCUAUAGGAAUGGGCUUCUGUACUUCAUUCAGCCGAAUCGGUGGGAUGAUUGCACCCUUUGUAGCACAGGUGUUGAUGUCUAAGUCUGUGCUGUUAGCGUUGUCUCCGUUUGCUCUGGCAUGCUGUCUGUGCGCUAUCGGGACUGUCCUGUUACCCAUCGAGACCAGAGGACGAGCGUUACUGCAAAAUGAAUAAUGCACACCUGCUCAUGAAGAAACUAAGACUAUAUUCUAACUAUGUAUUUUUUUCUUUGUUAGUUUAUAAAUUGAUUAAAUUUGGAUCACAAAACCGUUGUGUAGAAUUGUGUAUUUCCUUAAAAAUCUUUAAUACAAACCCUGCAAAGGUUACAUCUUAUACUUUACAGUAAACUAAAAAUAUAAAUAAAUUCAUCAAAUAUUUCUCAUUGCUAGACUUUUAUAAAAUAAUAAUAGAAUGAUUAAUUACUUUAAUUCCCAAAACUGCAGGACCUGUCAGCAGGUCCAGCCUUUCCUUAUGCUUCUAGCACCAUACAUUUCAUAAAAGUACAUAACAUAUAAAGUAGUUACUGAAUAAUAUAUUUUAAUCCUAGUCAAAAAAUAAAUGCGCUUGAUUGUAUUUAAAAUAUACGAGUAAGUAUGCUAUAAAUAUACUGAGGAAUGUGUGUACUAUGCUAAAACAUGCUACAAAUGUAUUAUUCAUCUCAAAUGCAUGAAUUUUACUUUAAAUAAACAAUGGGUUAUAGUACAUUUUUUAAAAAAAAUUUAAAAAAACAUCUACCCUUCACACAGUUUCACACCAAAGAGCAAUUUAGAGCGAGCUACAAUAUUGUGUAUUCAUAUUUUUAAUAUCAAAGAAAGUAAUGUUAGUAUUCUGCCUUUUUUUUGUGAACUAAUGUUUGUCGGCUAAAACAAUUCAUUAAUGCACAGAGUUGUGAAAAAGUACUGUGUGAAAAGUGAUUUUUUUCUGUUUUUGUAUAUAUCUCAUACUAAAUUGUUCUAGAUCUUCAAAUGAAAUACAACAUAAAACAAAUGCAUCCUCAAUAAACACACAGUAGUUUUUAAUAGUUAUUUAUUUAUUCAUUUAUUUUAUUAAAGAAGAAAAAAAAUUAUCCAACACUUAUCACCCAUGCGAAAAACAUAUUUGUCCCCUUAAACCCCUUAAACAACCUAAAAAUCUGGCUGUGCCACCUUUAGCAGCAACAACUACAACCAAAUACUUCUGAUAACUGGAGAUCAGUCUUUCACAGCGCUGUGGGGG
This is a messenger RNA of Ictalurus furcatus (blue catfish), 5008 nucleotides long. RefSeq names its product SVOP-like (gene svopl). The record is from RefSeq and is a predicted model, not a curated record. Gene Ontology annotation, cellular component: membrane. Bases 2420 to 3967 code for a protein of 515 amino acids. Gene Ontology annotation, molecular function: transmembrane transporter activity. The transcript has 16 exons. Gene Ontology annotation, biological process: transmembrane transport. Lineage: Eukaryota; Metazoa; Chordata; Actinopteri; Siluriformes; Ictaluridae.